Messenger RNA from Phytophthora sojae, 426 nucleotides. RefSeq lists its product as hypothetical. The record is from RefSeq and is a predicted model, not a curated record. Bases 1 to 426 code for a protein of 141 amino acids. NCBI's taxonomy places the organism in Eukaryota, Oomycota, Peronosporomycetes, Peronosporales, Peronosporaceae. The transcript has a single exon.
AUGGAGCUGGGAACAAUUGACGCCACGAAGAAGAUCAAGGAUGCGAUCGGCGAAAACUUGCCCGCAGGUACCAUCCACGUGCUGGUGGACUCUCCCCUCCGACAGUUCGAGUGGUGGAUUAGGCUUGACAUGAAGACAAUCGCCAACUUUCGGCCGUACGAGGAAGUUGCGGAGCGUCUGAAGGACCACCCUGAGGUCAAGGAGCUGGAGCAUCAACUAUUGAGUCUGGUUCCUGGUAUGCGCACACUUCCGUCCCCCUUUGUCAUGAUCGAGUGCUCGUCGGGCAUGGGGAAGACGCAAAUGGCGUUCAAUCUCCAGGCGAGUGGAGCGUUCGAUGUCUUCCACAUCGUCCGCGGCGCGGCGGGGGACAGCGAGCAGGCGGUUUACAAGCCGCUUCACGGUCGAUCGAUGGCGUCCAACGUGUGA